AGAGGUUUUAGGUGAAUGAGAACCCGGAAAGUUCACUACUAUUAGAAAAAACAUUAGAAAGUCUCUUUCCAAUGGGUAGUCCUUGUUUACGAACACGCUAUCGGCGCCUGUGUGCCCUUUAAUAACGGUUAUUAACGGCAUUAUGUAACGUAAGUUUACCAGAGUAGCUAACCGUCGAAGCUGUCUGUCUGGGUAAUAACACAGCAAGCUGACGUUAAACGGCGACACGAAGUCUUCCCGAGACUGUUUACGGGAGACAUGAAGGCAGAAUAAACAUGAAAGUUUAAGAAGAAAGGGACUAAAAUGAAGCCAAAACGUACCCAGAGGCAUCCGGGAUCCCAAAUACAAGGAAAAGGCCUUGGUGCUGGUGGUGACAAGGCAACCCUGAGUCAGGCUAAGCCUGCUCAGGUCAAACCUUUUGCUGGGAAAGUGUUUUACCUGGAUCUGCCAUCAAAUAGAGGAGCAGAGACAUUGGAGAGGGACAUCAAGGAGCUUGGAGGAACAGUGGAGAAGUUCUUCAGUAAAGAAAUAAAGUACCUGGUGUCAAACAAGAGGGAGGCUAGAUUCGUUCAUUACCUCAAACAGGACUCUCCAGUCCCCAGCCCAGAUUCGGGACCAAGUUCUCCUCAUCCUUGCUCAAACCCACAUCGACCUGGCAGCCAUGGGGACAUCAUCAAAAGCAAGUCUCAGGGCCAAACAGACACAAUUGUUACAAGUAGGGGGAAGUCUUUGGUGGAGAAAGUGGUGAAAGAGCAGAAGAAGGUGCAAAUGAACAAGAUCUUGUCAAACGCUCUGGAGUGGGGUGUGAAAAUUCUUUAUGUAGAUGAUAUAUUAAUGUAUGUUGAGAAGAAAAAAAAGACAGUCAGCAGCCAGUGCCCUGCUACCACUGCUGUAAAAAAAAGUACCAAAGUGGAGUCAGCAGAAAAACACAGCUUUCAGAAAAUCAAAGGAGGACGGAUUAGUAAACCCUUUAUCAAGGUUGAGGACUCAAGCAGGCACUACCGUCCAAUCUACCUCACUAUGCCAAACAUGCCUGAGUUCAACCUGAACACUCUUCCUCCCUGUACUCCAUUCCGUGUCGAGGACAAGGAUCCCGCUGGGAACAAACAGAGAGGACAGAGUGAAGAAAGAGCGCAUGGCCGAAAGAAGAACAGAGACAAGAAACGAGGCGGCUACUGCGAGUGUUGUUUGAUCAAAUAUGAGAACCUCACAUCGCAUCUGCAAAGUGAUCGCCACAAGGCUUUCUCAAAGAGUGAGGAAUAUUUGGUCGUGGACAGACUGGUUUCAGCUCUUCCCUGCAGCUUAAUUCACAUGAAACCUCAAGUAAAAAGACCCAAGUGCAGUGUUUCUUCAGUUCUGGUCACUCCUGGACCGUGUGGAAAAACUGAGCAAAGACACAAGAGAGACCUGAAUACCUCAGAGAUUCUUAAAGAAGAGCAGCAACAGACUGACGAUGGGCACAAGGGAUCUAAUUCAGGACAAAGUUUGAAAAUGAAGAAUGUCUCUGCUUCUGCUCCUCUAAUUCACAAAGAGAAGGACAGGCGGAGUAAUUAUACUCACUUGGACAGAUCCAAGCACAAACCUUCUUCACAUAAACGGCCGUGCAGACAGAAUUCAUUGACUUUUUGCACUCAGACAGCAGGGCUGGAUGAGAUUCCUCAGCCUGAUACAGAGACGGCUCCCUCUAGGGGUGAAACUGUAGCCUCUACCCUUUCUGGUUUUACUCAGGUUGACCCAGCGGACGAAAUCAUAACUCAAGAAAUGAAUAGCUCACCCUCCCACUCCUGCUCUGUGAACAAACAGAAGGAAGCUUCACAUCAACAUGAGGAGUCAGACAGGAGGCAGGACUCUUCAUUGUAUGAGGCUGCUCAAAACAAAGUAACAGGAAACAACUCAGAGAAGGAUGAAACAAGUCCUUCCUCACUAAACUUUUCUCCUGUUCGGAAAAUACAGAGGAGGGUGAGAGUUUAUAAACGCAAAAGACGUAAAGUGGAUGCUCAAGUUGAAUGUGUAAAGCCAAGUGAAAUUCCCACUGACCCCUUGAUGAAACUUUGGGAGAUUUUUCAAUCCAGUGAUGACAUGGAGGUUGAAUUUCUUGGCUUUUAGGACCAGGGAGGGGACAAAUGAACUAAAGGGAUUAACUGGGAGUACUGCUGUCUGUUCUAUGACAAGAGCCACUUCAGAUUGUGUGCCAUGGACUCUGCAAACCACUGAAAGCUUUUUGUCUUCAAACACAAGUGAAAGAACAACAGUAUGAUAUCCACUGAUAAAUAAUUAUCUAUACAAAAAGGAGAGAUGUACCAUGUGCUCUCGUUGUGUAGUAAACUCCAGGUAAAAGCCAGGUGCUCUUGAAGAAUAUCGCGUAAAUUGUUGAAAAAGGGUAGAAGCCACCAGGGCAAUCUUUAGGCACACUCGCUCGAGUCAAGGAUUAGGUUGAAAAGCCUGUAGUGGUUCAGGGCAUAUCUAAUAAAACAGUAAAACCACAGAGAAAGCCAACCAGUUUCGACCACACAGGGUCUUCAUCAGGGUGUCAACAAGACACAGACACAGGUGAGGUUCAUUUAAAGAAUCAUGUGACCUGAAGACUGAACUAACACCAGCUUGAAAGUAUAAUGCUAAAGAGAUUCUCAGAAUGAAUAUAUAACCCCUAAUAAUCUGUGGGUUUAAAGGUAAUGACAAUAUAAAGGAGAGUUAUAUGAGAGAGUGACAAAAAAGAAAAUAUGCUGUGUAUGUAAAAUGUCUACAAAUGCAAAAUAUAAGUUAAAUUAAUCAAAAGGUGCAGGACAUAGAAAUAUAUAUAUGUGUGUAUAUAGAUGCACACAUACACACACAUACCUAAAGAUAUAACAGGCUACAGUAAAAAUAUCAACCUAAGACAAAUUCAUAAAAAAGGGGGGUAAGAUGCUCAAAGAAGGUAUAAGUGUGUAAAUUAAUAAAUAAAUCAAUUAUUUAAUCAAUAUAUCAGUUUAGAAUUCAAUAAAUCUUCUAUAAUUAGACAUGCCCUGAACCAUUAAAGGCUUUCAACCUAAUCCUUGACUUGAACAAGUGUGCCUGAAGAUUGCCCUGGUGGCUUCUACUCUUUUUCGACAAUAUAAUUAUCUAUAGAAGUGUUACAUGAGGUGAAAGGUAGCUGUUGUGCUUUUAUUUAAGUAUAUUGAAUAAGAUGCAAAAUUUACAACAGGUUAACAAGCAGACAUUACAGUAUUUCACAUUUCUCUAGACCUUAACAGGGUUUACCUGGCUGCAAAAAACUCCUCACAAAGACCAGUUAAAGUGCACAAUCAAAGUGUAGUAACAUGUUUAAAUUAUCUUUGCUUUCAACAUCAAAGUGCCAAUAAGGCACAGCCCAUUCUGCCUAGCAAUAACAGCAUACAGUCAUUCAUGCUGGUCUUUUUAAUGCGUAAAAACUUCUUUGUAACUUAAAUAAAAUCUGGACUUGUGAUGGUAAGUCGUCCCAAAUUCCCUUCACAAAAUAAAAAGGACAGAACACAAUAUUCUUUUUGUCAAUCUGAAACUAAAUGUACAAAAAAGUAUUUUAAAAAACUUUUACCAACAGUACAAUCAAUUAUUUAUUACACUGUGGAUUUUAUAGAAGUCUGAAUACUUUAGUUAAAGCUCAAUCUUAUGUUGAAAAAGCUGCUUUUGUCAAGGUGUUUUACAUUACAUGCCAUCCUCUCAGACACGGGUAACUUAUUGUUUGUGUUUAGAUGCUGAAUAUGUAAUGUGAAUGAUCUGCACGAUUAAUGUGUAGUGCUUGACAUUAUAUAUGACACUUUCAGACUCUUCCUAAGUGCACUUUGAAUGACCUGCUUUCAUUUGCUUUUUCUCAGAUGCAUUAGCUCAGCUUCUCCCUUCUUCUCUUUGCAUUUAGUGCAUUAGCAUGGUGCCCUUGUUCCCUCACUGCUCUCAAAUGGGAGUCUUUGUGCCCCUGGCAUUAUUAAAAGACACGAAAACUGUGUGUCAAUGCAAGGGGCAGCAUACAGUACAUCAAAUUAAAGGGAAAGGCUACACUGAUUGCAGACAUUGUUUCUUUUAGUUGCUCUUUAUACAAAUAAUACUGUUUUUUCUCCAGUGUCUGACUGAAUCAAGAGGCUUGGAGAUUUUAGACUGGCAGAAGAAGAAAUUUAAACAUAUUACGUUGGGAUCUAGGAAAUACUGAUAGGACAAUUUCACAUCAUAAACCUGUAUUUUGUUAGUUAAAGCUUUACCGUAAAAUGAACUAAAUAGUAAAAAUAGUACAUUUACAUUUCAUUUCAUUGAUAAAUUUCCUGUUUUCUCAGGAGGCUUGAGCCCUUUACUGACACAUACACAGUAUCAAACCUCACUGAGUGUAGUCCUACAUACGUGAUCUGUUUUGGCUUUGACUAUUCUAAGAAAAUAGAAGACGAGAGAGUUCCUUAAAUGGUCCUCAUCAGUCCUUUUUAGAACAUGAUAAAUAUCAACUGUGUUUAAAAUCUUUAACUUGGAUCCAAGAUGUGUUAUUCCUUUGCAUUUGAGCAGUAUCAACUCCCUGAGUGAGCUAUCACAAUGUGUCUACCAAUAAAUUAUUGUCUCAUGCAUGGACAAGCUUACACCUGCUGAAAUAAUCAGAUGCACACUUAAAUGAACAACUGGAAGAGUCUUCACAGUACCAUUGUUUAGAACGUUGUUUUUAAACCUACUACUAAGGUAAAUUCUUGCUUUGUAGGGACAGAUUUAUUAGUCUCCCUAUGAAAAAUUCAAUUUUUGUUAAUAUUUCCCAAGUGCUGUUAAACAGAGCAAGGGAUUUUUAAUACAGCUUCUCCAAACGUCUUAGUUUUUAGGGUUAGCUGCUUACAUUAUUUUAAUUUUCACACAUGAACAAAAUUAAUUUACUAGAACCAAAAACUACCAAGGUCUAAAUUAUUAGCCCCCCUGAUGAUAAUAGUCAGUUGUGUCUCCUUUUUGCUGGGUAAGAGCCUGCAGCUGUUUGCUGCAGUUUGAAAAACAAGUCAUUCACUUUAGUCUACUGGAGGAAGUUUUUCACCAGGGCACAUGUAUGUUUUGGGGGUGUUGUCAUGUUGGUAGAUAAAGCAACAACCCAGACCCAGUUUUGCUACUGGUUUUCUUUCAAAAUCCUCACAUAUCCUGCUUUCUCUAGUUCCAGGCGCACUGAAGCAUCUCCACAGCGUAAAACUCCCACUGCCAUGUUUCAUCAUGGGGACAGUGUCCUUUGGUUUAUACGACUCUCUAUUCUUUCUCCAAACAUAAGCAGCAGCUCUGUGGCCAAAGAGCUCUACUUUGGUCUCAUGUGACCAAAGAGCACACUCCCAGUGUGCAUAAUCUAUCUUCAGGUUGUCCUCAGCUAUCUGGCUUGAAGGUGUCUCUUCUGCUGAAGUGGAAUUUUUCUUGGUCCAUUCCUGCAUAGAGCUCUAGUGACUGUCUUCUUUGAGACUACAAUUCCUGACUUGGCUAAAUCAUUUUCUAGUGUCUUGGCAGUUGUUCUGGGGUCUUUAGACACAUCUCACACUAGUUUUCUUUCCAGAAUCUUAGCAAACUUUCUUUUCCUACCUUUGCCAGGCUUGUUCUGGUGUGGCUGUCAUUGAAUUUCUUGAGUAUACUUUUCAAUCCAGUUCUUGACACUCGAAAACGCUGUGAUAACGUUCCCAAGUCUGAACCGAUUUGUUUUUGCCACAAUGCUUUCUCCAGUGACAGCUCAAACCUUUACUGAAGUUUUUAGACUGUGUGUAAAUUGGAAGAUAACACUCAGUUUUAACUUGAUUUUACAAGCUUUGAGCAUUACAAAGCUAAAAUCGUCAUUGCACAACAGUGGUUUGUGCUUGGGCUCUUCUAAAGGAGGCUGAUAAUUUUGACCCUGGCUGUAUUUGAUUUUUUGUGAAAUAAUUUUGUGUUUAUGUGCAAAGUAAAAU
Cheilinus undulatus (humphead wrasse) is the source of this 5888-nucleotide messenger RNA. It is a transcript of the gene dbf4, whose product is annotated as DBF4 zinc finger. Gene Ontology annotation, biological process: positive regulation of nuclear cell cycle DNA replication; regulation of cell cycle phase transition. Gene Ontology annotation, cellular component: nucleus; Dbf4-dependent protein kinase complex. Gene Ontology annotation, molecular function: nucleic acid binding; protein serine/threonine kinase activator activity; zinc ion binding. The transcript has 13 exons. Bases 304 to 2106 code for a protein of 600 amino acids. NCBI's taxonomy places the organism in Eukaryota, Metazoa, Chordata, Actinopteri, Labriformes, Labridae. The record is from RefSeq and is a predicted model, not a curated record.